AGCUAAUGGGCGAUUUUAUGAGCCCUUAUUUCUUGUAUAAAUACGCUACUCAUACUCUAAUACAAAUUACGGAAAAUUAUUUCGUGACAUAGUAUCGGAGCAACUACAAUUCUACUCCCUAAAUCUCUAAAAAAUUUUCUCUAAUCUCUACAUUUCUAAAUCCCUAAAUUUCUAAAUUCUAUAUUCCAAAUUACUGAAUCAAUUUCUGCAAUUACUAAUCUCUGGUUCGAUUUUUUUUUUUUUUUUUCUUCUUCUGUGGUUGCCUCGUACUGGUGUAACUGUGCCGUAGUGUGUGCUUUGGCCCCUAUAUUCUGUUCUGCAGGUUCUACUUCUUCGAAUUUCUGGUGGUAAUGGAUAUCAAUGAUGUGGAAGAUGAGGACUUUGGGUUCUCUAGGAAUUACUUCCUGGCAAAAGAAUCGGGCACUUCGGCGAAAAAAUCAGGGCAUAAACUCUCUGAUAUUGAUCUUGUUCCCGAGGAGGAACUUAGAGCCGCGGCUAUGGAUCUCCAACCGAAGCAUGAAAAAGAAGUUAAAGCAUUGAUGGAUAGCUAUAGGAGUUUAUAUCAGGAUUGGUUGUUUGAACUGAGGUGUGGGUUUGGCCUUCUCAUGUAUGGUUUUGGAUCAAAGAAAGCCUUGACUGAAGAUUUUGCUUCAACGACUUUGACCGAGUACUCAGUGCUUGUAGUCAACGGUUAUCUACAAUCAGUAAAUAUCAAACAGGUCAUUGCUGCAGUGGCUGAACUUUUAUGGGAUCAAAUCAAAUCCAGUAGGAAAACAACUGAAAGCUUGUCUAAAGCUCAACUACCAUACAAUUCUAAAUCCACAGAUGAAAUCUUUGCUUUUCUGGAUGGAUCACUAGCAGAGGAAAAUGAUUCUUUUGUGUGUGUUCUAAUUCAUAAUAUUGAUGGACCUGGUUUACGGGAUACCGACACUCAGCAAUUUCUUGCACGGAUGGCUGCAUGCUCUCAUGUUCGAAUUGUUGCAUCAAUUGAUCAUGUAAAUGCAUCAUUGUUAUGGGAUAAAAAGAUGGUCCACACACAGUUCAACUGGUGCUGCCAUCAUGUCCCAACCUUUGCGCCAUACAAGGUUGAAACAACGUUCCAUCCUCUGAUUCUUGCGCACAGCGGUAGUGGCCAAACUGCGAAAACAGCUGCCAUAGUUCUACAAAGUUUGACACCAAAUGCCCAAAGUGUGUUCAAAGUUCUUGUGGAGUAUCAACUGGCUCAUCCUGAUGAAGAAGGGAUGACAGUCAAUGAUUUAUACGCAAUUUGUCGGGAGCGCUUCCUUGUGAGUAGUCAGGUCACUCUGAACUCCCACCUGACGGAAUUUAAAGAUCACGAGUUGGUGAAGACUCGAAAACAUUCUGAUGGGCAGGAUUGCUUAUAUGUUCCCCUCGCAACUGAAGCUAUUGAGAAGCUGUUGAUGGAGAUUAGUCAAUAGUCUUGCCCAGAAUACUGAUAUGAUAUCAGGAUUAGCAGCCCAGGAGCAUUUUACUCGUGUAUUGUAUAAAUGGUUGUUCACGAACCAGCGUUUUGGCUGGCGGCGUAUUGUUAGAAUAUACCUCUCUUCUAGUCUUCUCUAUGUAUUUUCUUUCCCUUUGCUUGUGUUUAGCUUAUGUAAUGCUUUAUAAAACUUUUCUUUGAAUAUUAUGGGCUCUAGAUAGAAUUAUUGUGUUAUUGUCAACCUAGUGUUCACUUAGAGAAUAAUUUAAAUGUAAAUUAAAGCUCAAGCAAUUGGUUAACGAAUUCUAGGGUCCUACCAUUUGCUUUGAA
This is a messenger RNA of Chenopodium quinoa (quinoa), 1771 nucleotides long. Its product is annotated as origin of replication complex subunit 2-like. NCBI's taxonomy places the organism in Eukaryota, Viridiplantae, Streptophyta, Magnoliopsida, Caryophyllales, Amaranthaceae. Gene Ontology annotation, molecular function: DNA replication origin binding. The transcript is spliced from 7 exons. The coding region runs from base 351 to 1439 and encodes 362 amino acids. Gene Ontology annotation, biological process: DNA replication. Gene Ontology annotation, cellular component: nuclear origin of replication recognition complex; nucleus. The record is from RefSeq and is a predicted model, not a curated record.